AUGGGGCCCCCGGGCAAUAGGGGAUCAUGGGGCCCCUGUGUCCUUGCCCAAACUCAAAAAAGCCUAUGAAAAAGUAUGUUUUUGCUUGGUGGGAGGAAACCAAAAACCUAGAGAGAAACCCAAGUUCACAUAUGAAGAGUGUACAAACGCCAUACAGAUUAUGACUCUAUAGCAGGGGCGGACUGACAACUCAUGGGGCCCCCGGGCAAUAGGGGAUCAUGUGUCCUUGCCCAAAAUCAAAAAAGCCUAUGAAAAAGGUACCAGGGGCAUCUCAUGGGGCCCCCUACUGA
Molecule: messenger RNA, 290 nt
Organism: Staurois parvus
Lineage: Eukaryota; Metazoa; Chordata; Amphibia; Anura; Ranidae
Source: the annotation of a GenBank genome assembly